AUGGACCUGAUGUCUCAUUCAGUUAUUCUUCUUUUCCAGCUGCUGGAGGACAACAUUGUCUCUUUUGUGAAGAAGGAGCUUACGAAGAUCCAGAAGGUUCUGAGCCCAGAUUACCCAGAAUGCUUUGAGAGUCAGAGGGAGGAUGAGGAGGAUUUGGAGGUUGAGGAUGAAGAGCAGAGGAAGAGGAGCAGAGAGGCUUUGAUGAAGAUCACAGUUUACUUCCUGAGGAGGAUGAAGCAGGAGGAGCUGGCUGAGCGUCUGCUGAGGAGACAAGCUGCAGUUUGUAAACUUAAAUGUCGUCUGAAGCAGAGGUCCCAGUGUGUGUUUGAGGGCAUCUCUAAAGCAGGAAACCCAACCUUACUGAAUCAGAUCUACACAGAGCUCUACAUCACAGAGGGAGGAACUACAGAGCUCAAUGAUCAACAUGAGGUCAGACAGAUUGAAACAGCAUCCAGGAAACAACACAGACCGGAAACAACCAUCAGACAAGAAGACAUCUUUAAACUCRCACCUGGAAGACAUCAACCAAUCAGAACAGUCCUGACAAAGGGAGUGGCUGGAAUUGGGAAAACAAUCUUAACACAGAAGUUCACUCUGGACUGGGCUGAAGACAGAACCAACCAGGACAUCCACUUCCUGUUUCCAUUCACCUUCAGACAGCUGAAUGUGUUGAAAGAGACAAAGUUCAGUUUGGUGGAACUUCUUCAUCACUUCUUCUCUGAAACCAAAGAAAUGUGCAGCUUUGAAGACUUCCAGCUGCUCUUCAUCUUUGAUGGUCUGGAUGAGAGUCGACUUCCUCUGGACCUCCACAGAAACCAGGUCUUGACCGAUGUCACGGAGUCCACCUCUGUGGAUGUUCUGCUGACAAACCUCAUCAGGGGGAACCUGCUUCCCUCUGCUCGCCUUUGGAUAACCACAAGACCUGCAGCAGCCAAUCAGAUCCCUGCUGACUGUGUCCACAUGGUGACAGAGGUCAGAGGCUUCACUGACCCACAGAAGGUGGAGUACUUCAGAAAGAAAUUCAGCGACGAAGAGAAGGCCAGCAGAAUCAUCUCCCACAUCGAGACCUCACGAAGCCUCCACAUCAUGUGCCACAUCCCAGUCUUCUGCUGGAUCACUGCUACAGUUCUGGACCAUGUMUUGAAGAGCAGAGAGGGAGGAGAGCUGCCCAACACCCUGACUGAGAUGUACAUCCACUUCCUGCUGGUUCACACCAAAGUCAAGAAGGUCAAGUAUGAUGGAGGAGCUGAGAAUGAUCCAGACUGGAGUCCAGAGAGCAGGAAGAUGAUUGAGUCUCUGGGAAAACUGGCUUUUGAUCAGCUGCAGAAAGGAAACCUGAUCUUCUAUGAAUCAGACCUGACAGAGUGUGGCAUCGAUAUGACAGCAGCCUCAGUGUACUCAGGAGUGUUCACCCAGAUCUUUAAAGAAGAGAGAGGACUGUACCAGAACCAGGUGUUCUGCUUCGUCCAUCUGAGUGUUCAGGAGUUUCUGGCUGCUCUUCAUGUCCAACUGACCUUCAUCAAACAUGGACUCAACCUGAUGGGACAAGAUGAAUCAUCUAAGAAUCCUGGAAUACGUGAUCUAAGUUUUCUUCAUCAGUGGGCUGUGAACCAGGCCUUAGAUUGUCCAAAUGGACACCUGGACUUGUUCCUCCGGUUCCUCCUAGGUCUUUCCUUGCAGACCAAUCAGACUGUCCUACGAGGCCUGCUGACACAGACAGGAAGUAUCUCACAGACCAAUCAGAAAACAGUCAAGUACAUCAAGAUGAAGAUCAAUGAGAAUCAGUCUGCAGAGAAAAGCAUCAAUCUGUUCCACUGUCUGAAUGAACUGAAUGAUGCUUCUCUAGUGGAGGACAUCCAACAGUCUCUGAGGUCAGGAAGUCUCUCCACUGAUAAACUGUCUCCUGCUCAUUGGUCAGCACUGGCCUUCAUCUUAAUGUCAUCAGAAAAAGUUCUGGAUCAUUUUGACCCAAAGGACUAUUCUACUGACCAGAGUGUUAUUGAGAGGCUGCUGCCAGUGGUCAAAGUCUCCCUACAUUCUGA
This is a messenger RNA of Austrofundulus limnaeus, 2042 nucleotides long. Its product is annotated as protein NLRC3. The transcript is spliced from 2 exons. The record is from RefSeq and is a predicted model, not a curated record. Lineage: Eukaryota; Metazoa; Chordata; Actinopteri; Cyprinodontiformes; Rivulidae. The annotation marks the transcript as partial.